Gekko japonicus is the source of this 1031-nucleotide messenger RNA. It is a transcript of the gene TPPP3, whose product is annotated as tubulin polymerization-promoting protein family member 3. The record is from RefSeq and is a predicted model, not a curated record. Gene Ontology annotation, cellular component: microtubule. The coding region runs from base 1 to 474 and encodes 157 amino acids. The transcript is spliced from 4 exons. Lineage: Eukaryota; Metazoa; Chordata; Lepidosauria; Squamata; Gekkonidae. Gene Ontology annotation, molecular function: tubulin binding. Gene Ontology annotation, biological process: microtubule polymerization; microtubule bundle formation; positive regulation of protein polymerization.
AUGCUCACCUUGAUAGACCAACGUGAUGUUAUCAGACAACAGCCUGACUUGCAAGGACUCCAGUUCCUCGGUUGGCUGAAUGUUAUGCUGGCUUUGUUCAUUGGGAAGGCAUUUAUAGGGGAGAAUCAGUGGGGGAAGACUGCCCGGUGCAUCAAUGUGGAGGAGUUUAAGAAGGCCUUGGAGGAGCUGGCCCCAAAGAGGUUUAAGGACAAGAGCAAGGAGGAAGCAUUUGACGCCAUCUGCCAGCUGGUGGCUGGCAAAGAGCCAGUCAACGUGGGCGUCACUAAAGCCAAGUCGGUGGGCGCCGUAGAGAGGCUCACCGACACGUCCAAGUACACGGGCUCCCACAAGGAACGCUUCGAUGAGACCGGCAAAGGAAAAGGCAAGAGUGGCCGUGAGACCCUUGUGGACGACAGUGGUUACGUGGCGGCCUACAAGAACGCAGGCACUUACGACACCAAAGUGAAGAAAUAGGAGUGGCUGCCCCUCGUGGCCGCUCUUUCCCAGACCCUAAUGACAUCCCCCUCCCCCCCGGUGGGAUUCAGCUUUGCUGGGCCCGCUCCGAGCCUCAGAGCCACAGCUGGAAGGGGUGCCUGUUUCCCGAGCGGCCCAAGCAGUUGCCGUGUUCAGCCUCCGACAUCCUCCUCCUCGGAGGGCCUCUACAUCUCAGCUCGCUUCCUUUCUCACUGUGGCCCGCUCUCUUCCCCAGACCACCUCUGCUUCUCCUCAGGUUGUUGCCAAAGACUCCCUUGCUCUGCUCGCUAGUGCUAAUCGUGAGUCAUUCCUGCCCCCAAGGAAAAGAAAAACUGCACGUCCUGAAUUUACUGGUUGAUGACAGAGUUUCUGUCAGAUAAACAAGAUGGCGGCUUCUAAUCCACUCCUAGGCUUCUGACAGGGCCUACCAGGCCUCACCCCAGCCCCUCUCAUCAGUGCUAAAAGUCUGGUUCCUGCACCCCAGAGCUUGCAGCCUUCCCCUGUAGCGCUGCUUUGAAAUGUAUAAGAAACUGUAUAUAAAUAAAGUUCUACUACUA